Molecule: messenger RNA, 2277 nt
Organism: Sordaria macrospora k-hell
Lineage: Eukaryota; Fungi; Ascomycota; Sordariomycetes; Sordariales; Sordariaceae
Source: RefSeq, a predicted model, not a curated record
AUGCGUGGACACUUCUGGGCCGUACCGGCCGUACUGGCCGCCGUCAUUGACUCGGCCGCUUCCAAGCCAGUCACCACCACAACGGCAAGCCCAACUGUCCCUACCAGCGAGCCUUGUGCCAUUGUGAGCAGCUCAUGGGCUUCCCAGAAGGCUGCCAACCCGUCAGCUACCCCAACUGUGGCAGCGGCUCUUGCUUAUGAGUGCUUGAACUCGAUCCCUCUCGGAAAGGCUGCCGCUAUCGAGCUCGUGGAUUCGCUCAGGCCCUACAUCGACUGGCAGAGUGACUCGGCAUACAAGACCAAGCCGCCCAGAGAGUACCCUUACCCGGGUUACGACCUCUUUGGCGCUCUUGAUAACGUCAAGGCCAAGCUGCAGGCGAACCAGUACGCCAACGAGUAUCAGUUCCAGCAGGAGCUGUACACCACCGUCUUCGGCCCCGGCCACGACGGCCACUUCGUCUUCUACCCGGACGCCCUGACCCGCGUGUUCGAGUGGCGCCGCCAGCGCUCCCUGAUCUCCAUCAGCGAGGAUGGCAAGUCCCUGCCCGUCAUCAAGGUGUACGAGGACGUGCUCGCCAACCCCAAGACCGCCUCCGUCGUCAAGCUGAUCAACGGCAUCGACGCCGCCACCUACCUGGCCAAAACCAUCGACGCCGCCGGCUUCAGCCAGGACCCCGACGCCAACUACAACUCCAUGUUCUACCAGAAGGCGACCUUUGCCAACAGCGGGUCCACGGGUUACUUCGCCAACGGCGGCCGUAUCAGGUACAUCUACCAGGGCGCCAACACCACCCUGACCUUCGCCAACGGCACCAGCGUGACUCUCGAGAACCAGGCGGCCGUCAAGGCCGACAUGACAGGCGUCGCCUCGGGCGCGGCCUACUACGCCAAGUUCUGCAACCCCAACGGCGUCUCCACCAUCGCCAGCUCCGCCGAAGCCGUCGAGGCCGCUCCCGCAGCGAACGUCCCCGGCUACCCCAAGCCGGUGAUCAUCACCUCUGACGCCGUCGUAUCCGGCUACUUCCUCGAAGGCAAGGGCUACGAAGACGUAGCCGUCAUCGCCCUGCUCGCCUUCUCCUCCGACUCCAUCGCCGAGUUCCAGGCCGUGGUGCAGGACUUCAUCGCCGAAGCCGUCGCCGCGGGCAAAACCAAGCUGAUCGUCGACUUCCAGAACAACGGCGGCGGCUACAUCCUCCAAGGGUACGACUUCUUCCGCCAGCUGUUCCCGUCCAUCGUGCAAGACGGCUACUCGCGCUGGAAGGAAACCGACUCGUACAACGCCAUGGCGCAGAUCGUGUCCGACCGCGUAGCAGGAAUCAACCCGUACACUAACCCCGACGGCGACCUGGUCGAGGACUACGAGUCCUGGUUCAACUACCGCUACGACCUCAACCUGACCAACCAGCCCUUCCGCACCUUCGACGCCAAGUUCGCCCCGCACAUCUACCAGAACACCAAAUACACCAAUCUCAUGCGCUGGGACCUCAACGAUAACCUGACCACCACCAACGACACGUACGGGAUGGGCAUCGAGAUCACCGGCUACGGGUCCCUCAACCCUUCCGUAGUGAAACAGCCCUUUGAUGCCGAUAACAUCGUCAUCCUCUACGACGGCGUGUGCGCCUCUACCUGCACCCUGGCUUCCGAGUUCUUGCGCAUCCAGGCCGGCGUCCAAUCCAUCGCCAUGGGCGGUCGUCCUAACCGUAACCUCAUCCAGGGCGUCGGCGGCGUCAAGGGCGCGCAGGUCCUGCAGUAUCGCAACAUUUACUCUUAUGCCAAGAAAUACCUCCCCUUCGCCAAGACCGAAGCGCAGAAGAAGGCUUUGUCCAAGUUCUCCCUUCUACCGAUCAACAGAUCGAGCUCGGCGGCGGUUAACGUGCGCGACCAGAUUCUGCGCGAUAACGUCAACGACGGCAUCCCGGCCCAGUUCGUGGUCGAGGAGUCCGAGUGUAGGCUGUUUUGGACGCUGGAUAUGGUCAAGGAUGUGAGCGCUGUGUGGAAGCGAGCGGCGGAUGUUGCUUUCAACAAGGGCAAGUGUAAUGUUGGUGGGAUCAAGGCUGGUAAGGGCAAGGGUCCCAAGCCGGGCCAUGGCAAUGGUGGCGGUCGCCCGGGAGCCGGUAAGGGUAAUGGAAAGGGUGGUAAGAGACUGUCGGAGAUUAUCAGGGAGGAGGAGUCGAAGAUGGGUGUUUCCAGCUUUGGACUGGGUAAGGGUGGUAAGAAGACGCAGCAGCAGAUUGAGGAUUGGGAGGCUGUUUAUCGGUUGGAGGUUAUUCCUUGA